UCUCUGCUCAGCGGACACACAUUUGCCUGUCAGUCCAUCUAAGGGUUAAAUAUUCAGGACGCUCAAUCGAUAGUCGAGCAGCAGCUGAGGAUCCUACAUGUCGGUCGGUUCUGGAAGUUUCUUCCGGUCCUUCUCCUCCGUGCCUGUCUGCCAGAGGGACCCGGUCCUGCUGCGCCUCUGAGCGGCCCCGGUGCAGUCUGUUCCCGGCGGUGGGCUCCGGGAUGUUCGGGUGUCUGGUGGCGGGCCGCCUGGUCCAGACCGACGCGCUGCAGGUCGCUCCGGACAAGUUCCUGUUCAACCUGCCGGACUUCGACAACGUGAACCACGUGGUGGUGUUCAUGCUGGGCACCGUGCCGUUCCCCGCCGGGACGGGCGGCGCCGUGUACUUCUCCUUCCCGGAGCCGGGCGGCGGCGGCCCGGUGUGGCAGCUGCUCGGCUUCAUCACCAACGACAAGCCCAGCGCCAUCUUCAAGAUCUCGGGCCUGAAGCCCGGGGAGCGCGGUUCCGGGCCGCAGCCCUUCGGCCCCGGGGCCGGAUGCUCCACGGGCCCCUCCCUGGCCCAGGUCGGGGUGUCGGUGGAGCCGCUGCAGCAGCUGGCGCAGGAGAUCCCGGUGUCCAGCGCCGCCGUGUCCUCCGUGGACUCCUUCCUCCAGUUCACCCAGAAGAUGCUGGACAGCCUCUUCAACUUCUGCUCCUCCUUCGCUGUGUCGCAGGAGCAGAUGACUCCGAACCGAACCGAGACCUUCAUCCCGUCCAGCUGCCUCCUCCGGUGGUACGAGAACUACCAGAGAAGGAUGGCGCAGAACCCCAACUUCUGGAAGUCCUGAGGUCAGGACCCCAUCUUCUAGAUGUCCUGAGGUCAGAACCUCUGGAAGUCCUGAUGUCUGGUCCCCAUCUUCUGGAAGUCCUGAUGUCUAGAGCUCAGAACCUGAACCGGUGGACAGAAGCCAGGAGCCUGGAGGCUCAGACCACAGACUGAUGGUGGGUCCACUGAGCCGACAGAUUCUGAUCUUCAGAUCUCAUCUGUUACAGGAAACUGUCUCUAACCAUCAGAUCUAUAAACUGUGAUCAUGAGUUAUAAUCACCCACGUAUUCUUUAUAUUAUGUCAGAUUAUGAUAAUAAUCAAUAAAGGGAUUAUUGACAGAC
Messenger RNA from Platichthys flesus (European flounder), 1147 nucleotides. RefSeq names its product heat shock protein nuclear import factor hikeshi (gene hikeshi). Gene Ontology annotation, cellular component: nucleus; cytosol. Bases 222 to 827 code for a protein of 201 amino acids. The record is from RefSeq and is a predicted model, not a curated record. NCBI's taxonomy places the organism in Eukaryota, Metazoa, Chordata, Actinopteri, Pleuronectiformes, Pleuronectidae. Gene Ontology annotation, biological process: protein import into nucleus. The transcript has a single exon. Gene Ontology annotation, molecular function: nuclear import signal receptor activity; Hsp70 protein binding.